AGCCAGUCAGGGCCAGGAAGCGAGCGCACGCGCAGUUGUUGCCGCCUGGCGUUGUUGCCUCCCGCCUCUUCCGGGCAGGUAGGGUGUAUGACGUCAGUCUUUGACAGGUGAGGCGGCAGUUGCCGUCCUCUGGGGAAAAUCGGGCGGAAAGAUGGCUGGAGGUGGGCGGCUGGAACCUGGACCAGGACGCGCAAAGCGGGCCUUCCCCCUCGUGUUUUUUUACAUCUCCGCCUCUUUCCUCAUUCGUGGCGCACAGACAGUACCGGAGUCGGGUUUCUGGAGCCGGACGGUGGGGCCGAACCAUAAGCCACUGCUGUUUACAAAAACAAUGUUUAACAAAACAGAUAUUGUACUUGAAGUUGUUUCAUUCAACUGUCCUGAGAAUGUAUCAUUAACAGUUGAAUGGUACCUUAGGUAUUACCCUUGUCACAAUGAAUUUAAUAACAUCAAAGAAAUACAUGACACAAGAUAUUCUAGCAGUGAUAUUCGUAAUAAUCUUGAACCUCACCCAUUAAGUCAAGGGCAAUACAUUGCACACAAGACUGAAAAUAUUGUCUGCAAUGACAAAAUUCAAGUCUUCCCAAAAUUUAAUAUGAGCCAUGAUCUUCCAAAACCAGUGGUGGUACAGACGCCAAAUAUAAAUAUGACUGGAAGCAACUCUGAUGUCAAGAUCACUGAUCACGUCCAUGCGUCUGAAGAAGACAAGACUCUUCAUUCAUUACAGAAAAGAGACCUCUCAAUUAAAAAGCAUGAUGUUAUAGCGCAAACCUGGAGAGAUGGCCCAUAUCUUUUUAUUGUCUCAAUCAAAUCUCUUGAUGAAAAAAUUGAAAGCAACUGGAAUUUAACAGUGCGAGUGUUAAUGCAAGGUUCACAUGGAUAUAUCUCAGCAACUGAAUUUCCACUGAUGGUUUUUUAUAUGGUGAUGUGCAUCCUAUACAUAAUUUAUGGCAUCUUGUGGUUGUUCUGGUCUGCGUGUUACUGGAAAGACUUAUUGAGAAUCCAGUUUUGGAUAGCUGGAGUUAUUUUUCUUGGGAUGCUGGAAAAAGCUGUUUUCUAUGCAGAAUAUCAGAACACUAAUACUCGUGGGGUAUCUGUGCAAGGUCUUCUAAUUUUUGCGGAGCUUAUUUCUGCAAUGAAAAGGACAUUGGCUCGGCUCCUUGUGAUUAUUGUAAGCUUGGGAUAUGGAAUAGUUAAACCUCGAUUGGGCACAGUAAUGCACAGAGUAAUUGGUUUGGGAGCACUGUACCUGGUUUUUGCAGCUGUCGAAGGAGUCUUGAGAAUUACAGGGGAUCGAAGAAGUGUGCCAGUUUUGGUGGCUGACAUAGUUUUAGCAUUAAUUGACUCCUGUUUUGUGUGGUUCAUAUUUGUCAGUUUAGCUCAAACAAUUAAGACUCUAAAAUUAAGGAAAAAUACAGUGAAGCUGUCGCUCUACAGACAUUUUACUAAUAUGUUGGUUUUGGCAAUAGUAGCGUCAGUUGGGUUUAUAAUAUGGACAACCAAAAAAUUCAGAUUAACAGCAUGUCAGUCAGAUUGGAUGGAACUGUGGGUUGAUGACGCUUUCUGGAGAUUCCUUUUUUCUGUCGUUCUCCUAGUCAUAAUGUUCCUCUGGAGACCAUCAGCAAAUAAUCAGAGAUAUGCAUUUACUCCGCUAAUUGAUGACCCAGAUGAUGAAAUGAAUGAGCUGGUUGGAACAAACUUUGCUGAUGGAAUAACGGUUAGAAUGUCCAAAGUGGGGAUUAAUGGUGCAGCAAAACCAGGUUCGAAUAUGGAUGAAGAUUUAAAGUGGGUGGAAGAGAACAUCCCUUCCGUUGCAGAUGUUGCACUCCCGAUGUUGCUGGAUUCAGAUGAAGAAAUAAUGACAACCAAAUAUGAAAUGUCAAAGAUGGAAUGAAGUUUUGUGCAAUGUGAGCCUGAGUUUACUGUGAAAUUCACUUUGACUCUGUGACUUCUGCAAUAUGUGGAGUCCAAGGACAAUAAAUGAAGAAAUGUUGCAGAUGACUUGAGCUGUUAAACAGGCUAUGAGAGAGAAAUGAAUGUUUGUUUACUUUGUGUGAAAUUUCACAUUCUAACUUUAUUUUUACACUUGUUUUUGAGGUAAAUAAAUGUACAAGUCCAUAUAGUAAAAUAGCUUAAUUCUGCACUGCAAACAGAUUUUGCUACAAAUCUCUUUCAAGUCAAAAAUCACAACACCAGGUUAUAGUCCAACAGGUUUAUUUGGAAGCACUAGCUUUUGGAGCACGGUUCCUUCAUCAACCACCUGAUGAAGGAGCAGUGCUCUGAAAGCUCGUGCUUCCAAAUAAACCUGUUGGACUAUAAUCUGGUGGUGUGAUUUUUAACUUUGUCCACCCCAGUCCAACAUCGGUAUCUCCCAAGUCUUCUAAAUUGAUAUCAGAACUCCAUUUUCUAUAAUUCAUCAUUUCCUCUUCCCUCUUGGAAUGAAAUGCUCCUCUGUGGGUUGCUAAUUUAGAAAUUUAUCAUUGAGACAUUAUUUAAUUAAGCUAGCCUAGGUAAAUUGCAAGAAGUAUCUUGAAAUAUUCAGUUUGCAUUAAUUUAGAAGUCUUAAGUUCAUACCCACCUAUAAAGCUGGUGUCUGUUUCUGGCAGUAUUUACCCACAGCAUACUGUGUGAAUCACUUAUACAUGCAGCUGUCUUUUGUUUUGAAUAUGGAUAUAAUGGAUGAAUAUUGCUAUAAGAACACUGGUAAAUAUAUUCUGUAAAUAAAAACAAAUGUUGUGCCCAUGCUAGAAGGAAAAUGGAUGUUAGGAAGCACCUGCAAAGUCAUGUUCUACAUUAUCUCAAUUGUACUUUGUUUUUAAAUAAUGAAAAUAUUGAUUUGUAAAUGUCUGGAUUAGUGAAGCAGAUCUGAGUGGACUAGUAAAAUGUAAAUUGACGUUGCUCAAACAUUAUUGUAAUACUGAAUUCAUCAGUCACCUAUUAGCAACACAAAACAAGUAGCCAACUGAUCUGAGGCCUUCAAUCUUUGCCUUUGCCGCAGUAACAGCACUAGCUCUUGUCAAGGUUUGCUGUUUUGGUGCAGUCAAACAAAAUAAUUCAAAUUUAAUUUCUUCCUAUGCAAGAAAGCAUUGUCCUGCUUAGAUAGGCACAAUGCUGUUAUUCCUCUUUUCAGGUCUUCGAUCCAGCUGGCUUCCUGAUCACUGAAGAGGUGAGAAACUGGUAUCUCGGGUGCUAGUGAUCCUUUUCUUUUGCUCCACUCCUCCCUCUUCUCAUUUUAUCUCUUUCUUUUACCUUAAUGAGCACUGCAACUGAGAUCAGAACUUUGUUCGGUGGGCAGUUGCAAACCUGUCCUCCCACUAUGCUACAGCACAAUGUCGCACCGUCAAGAUGUUGCCGAUAACAACUUUGUGAAUGUAUUUUAUUUAUUUUUUAAUUGCCUGCAUUUUGCCUAAUUUUUAAAACUGUGCCCUGUGGAAGAAUUACCAGCGUUCAACCAAAAGGCACAAUUCUAUUUUUGCAUCAAUUUAAUUGUGAUAAUAGGAGGACCAUUUUAAAUAGCCUCUGCUGAGUACAGUGGAAAAUCUUUAAACUGGGAAAUUAUUUUGGAUAAUUCUGCAAUAUAUUUUUAUGUCAAACCACUAAAUAUGCAAAUAAAUGGUGACAUUAAUAACAAUCUAUGAAUGUUGUAAAUGAAGUCAAACAUUGGAUGCUGGAAUUUUGAAACAAGCAAGAAACUGAAACAAAAAUAGAAAAUGCUGAUAAUAUUCAGCACAUCCAGAACUGUCUGCAGAGAGAAACCAAACUGAUGGUUGGGGGGAGGGUGGAAGAAGGAAAUUGUGUUUGGUGGUGACUUAGCACACCACCUCUACAGGCACAAUAACUUGCCAUAUUAAAAGCUAACAGGUGAGUUUUUGACCUAUUUCAGGCUUUGCCAGUGGCGUUUUGGACUAAAGUCCGCAGCCUAGUCCACUCUGGCAAACAGUUGUAUGACUGUUUGUUUGUUUUUCUUGUGAGGAGGAUGGUCUGCGAGCUACACUGUUGCACUCCAUGAUUGGUGCAUUGGGGCCCCCCAAUAUGGUCGGGAGAUCGCUACGUUAUUCACUUGCUGGGAAGCAGGUGAUCGAGCAGUUGGUGAGUUGGGUCUUUAAGUGGUUAUUAACUGAUAACUUAUUGCUCCCCACUUAAAUUGCUGAGGUGGCAAGAAGGGGGGGGGAGUUUCUGUCUAGGGCCAACUUUCUCCAUUGUAUCCCCUUGGCACUUUCCGUAUGGGAAAAUCACUCAUGUCCAUGUUUCAGUUUUUGACCUUUCUUCAGAAUUCUGAAAUGUUAACUCCAUCUCUGUCUUCGGAUGUUGACAGACCUGCUGAGUAUUUUCACCAUCAUUUUGUUAUAAAUGCUGUGUUUCUUAAAGUUAGGUUUCAGGUGAUUGCACUUUCAUUGUUGCAAACGUUCCACAAAAAAGAUUUUUCUUUUAUUAAAGGAAAUGUGCAUUUUCACUGCUUUCUCUUAAUAGUCUUAACUUGUUUAAGAACAAAUUAUACUUACAAAUUGUCUGUUUCUACUGACUACAGUAUAACAUGGUUGACCACAAUUCCACGAAAGCAAUAACCUGUAAAAUCAUGGUUUGACUCUGUAUUUUCAAAAUUAAACAUACCUAUCUCUGACAAGAUUUCAAAAUCAUGUUUUUUACUUCAUUAAAUGUAAUACAAAAACA
Molecule: messenger RNA, 4668 nt
Organism: Hemiscyllium ocellatum (epaulette shark)
Lineage: Eukaryota; Metazoa; Chordata; Chondrichthyes; Orectolobiformes; Hemiscylliidae
Gene: tmem87b
Product: transmembrane protein 87B
Exons: 21
Coding region: 152-1891 (579 amino acids)
Biological process (GO): retrograde transport, endosome to Golgi
Cellular component (GO): membrane; Golgi apparatus
Source: RefSeq, a predicted model, not a curated record